Toxotes jaculatrix (banded archerfish) is the source of this 3701-nucleotide messenger RNA. RefSeq lists its product as uncharacterized. Bases 102 to 1067 code for a protein of 321 amino acids. Lineage: Eukaryota; Metazoa; Chordata; Actinopteri; Toxotidae. The record is from RefSeq and is a predicted model, not a curated record. Gene Ontology annotation, molecular function: serine hydrolase activity. The transcript has 3 exons.
CCUACAUCCAAGGCUCCCCUGCGCUGUGAGAAGUCGACACUUUGGCGGAUCCGAGUCAAUUUUCAGGCAGCCAGGAGGAGCAGGGCGCGCUCGGACACAGCAUGGGAAAUCUGCCGCUCUCAGGUCUUUUCAGGACUGAUGUGACCAUGUCUGAACAGGUCAGCGGAGGGAGGUUCGUUACCAGGAGGAUCAGGAAUGGCAUAACUUAUUAUUACACUCCAUUCUCAGAGGCAGGGGACCAGACACAUCCUGCCAAAGAUUCUCAAACCACCACCACCGCUCUUUGCCCCAUAUCACCCUCAGCCCUGAGCGACUCCUCCUCUGCAGAUCCUUCUGCCUCCACUUCCCGUCCCCUUCUUCUUUUCUUCUCCUGGCUCGGUGCCCAGCCAAGGGCAGUGGCCAAGUACAGGGACCUGUACCUGGACCGUGGCAUGGAUGUCCUCCUGGUCCAGAGCAGUGUAAUGCACUUCCUGUGGCCUCGAUGGGGGCUCGACUACGGAUUGGAAGUUUUGCAGACUCUCGAGGAGCCUCAGUUCUCAGGGAGGGCGGUGCUGGUCCAUGCCUCCUCCAUCGGAGGCUACACUUUUACCCAGAUACUGACCCACAUCGCUCAGAGACCGAAAAAAUAUGCAUGCCUGGCCCAGAGGGUGAUAGGGCACAUAUAUGACAGCUUGGUGGUUGGCAGUCUGGAGCACAUGGCGAUAGGCCUUGGUAAGACUCUGGUGCCACGUUUAGAGAGCUUCGUCAAAAACACAGCCAUGCUUUACUUCUGGCUCUUCAAAACCCACACAGCGGACUUCUACGACCACAGCAUCCAGGUUUUCCAAAACAGCCCGAUCACUGCACCCGCCCUCUUCUUCUUCAGUGAGAACGAUGCCCUGUGCAGCCCAGCUGUCAUGGAAAAGCUGAUUGACCGCUGGAGGAAGAGAGGCAUGGCGGUGGAGAGCAGGAAGUGGAAGGAGUCGAUACAUGCGGCACACAUGCGAUGCCACCCACAAGACUAUCUCUCUACGCUGGAAAAGUUCUUGAAGUCACUGCCGAUUUCCUCCCUCGAAGUGAAAAUGUGAACUGUUAGAGGAGCCUGAUACUGAAUUUGAAACCUGCAAGAUGCACUAUGAUUUUAUUUAUGACUUCAAAGAGAAGACACUUAAAUUAUUUAUCUCAGCUGUGGCAUUAUUAACUGAUUUUAAGCAAGGCUACAUAUUUUAAGUGAUAUCCAGUAUCUAAUUUAUUAUUGUGGAGGUUAUGCCAUGCGAUGCUUGUUUUGCACAGGAAGUGUUUGCUUAUUAACUCCUGUUACUCUUAGUACCAGAGAUCUGGGGCCUGUACCACAGAGCAGCUUCAACUCUGCCUCUCCUGGGGUUAUUUGGCUUCACUGAGCCUUCACUGAGCCUGUAUCACAGAGCUGUUAUUAACUGGUUAUGUUACGUAAUAUUAACUCUGGGUUUACUUGUCCAGCCACAAGUAUUUUCAUAUGAAAGAGGCAGCAUUGUUAAUUACAAGCAGCAUCGUCAGAACCGUGAAUGAAGUACUUGAUAUGAGCAUAUACGUGGGUAAAAUCAGUUAUAGCAAGUAGUACCAAGUAGCCGUUGAUACACCAGCAAUCAUUUCCAAAUUUUAAAGUAAAGCUGAGCAUGAACUGUCAUUAAAUGGUGAAGUGAUAUUUUUCCUGUGAUCUGAUUGGUCAGGCUGGUGACAGGUUUCAGAAUAGGUUUGUUUUACCAGAAAACCUAAGUUAAGCCCAAAGACAGCUGGAAAGCCCUCUAAUCUUGCUUCGCGGUACAGGCCCCUGGUUUCCACACAAAAUGGAGCCCAAAAUAAAACUUUUGGACCUCAAAUGUGAAUUGCAUUGUUACCAAAAACACCUCUGUUUUUGUUUUCUGUUUAUUGUUUGUUUGUGAGGGUGAACAUCUACAAGCAUGUGACAGAGGAGGAGUGGCUUAAUAAAGUCUUAAUAUGAUAUGAGAUGAAAGGGGAAAUGUAAUGGGAAAUAAUUAUUGGUGUACAAAUUAUUUUUCUAAUGAAAAAUGAAAGAGGGCAUAGCUUUUAUUUCCAAUUAUCAUAUCAAAGUCUUUUCAUGCUCUGUUUUAAAACCUGAAAGCCUGAAUCAAAAAAAUUAUUCUACUGAUUUAUAAAAAAAAAAAAAAUCUGUCCAUAACUAUGUCACUUUAUUGUAAACUCUUUUAUCCCUUUCAGGAUCCUGUAGAAAUGAUGACUCCAUUUUUCCAGUGAUCUGAUCAGUAGUCAGUCUGCUGACAGGUUUUAAUCUGAUCCUCUGAAGUUACCUUCCUCCGGAGCCAGUUAGCCGUGCAGCAUGUUACCAGGAAACCUUAGUUAAGCCCCAAGAGAGCUGACUAACUGUACUAAUCUCUCUUCGUGGUCCAGGCCCCUGAACUUGUGUUGUGGUCACAUACUCAGCGUGUUGUGUAUUUUGUGGAGCUGACUGUACUGUGGGAGUAAAAAGCUGAAGUAUACAGUGCAAGGAGCAUGGUUGGAAACCAAAGGUUCUCCCAGGGGAGGUCAGCUGUAGGGGCUUUGUUGGCAAAUCUCUACGCAAGAGAGCAGAAAGCAGGAAGUGAGAAAACAUGGCAGACACCGCACACAGAAGAAAGGUCAGAGACUGUCAGACGUGUCUGUUGUGCUGUUUGAUAGGAAGAGGUAGCUGUAGAGGCUUGACUGAAAACGCCCCCAGAAACCUCAGGAAGAACAUGUACUGUAAUUGGCGAAUUGUGGGUUUUUAGCUCAUUUUGAUUAUUUAUUCCCCCCCAAUACAAUAAAAGGCAGAGGGGUAUAAAGUCACUGAGUAAUAAAAACAGGUUUAGUUUAAUUUCCCCUGUAAGAGUGGGUACCCAGGAAGAACAAAACAAGUAAUAAAACAUUAUUACUUGGACAUGGAUAUGUGCAGAUUUUUACAGAUACCAUAAAUACCAUACAGUGUGACUGCGUAGCUACGUUUUGUAGCUAUACUGAAUGCGUUAAUGCCAAUUUCCCAGUGAGUGGAAUGUAGAGCGUUGACUUACCCUCUUUGGCAUAGAUGCUUCUCUCUAUGAAUCUUUUAAUUUUUUUCUUUCCAUUUUAAUUUGAAUUAAUGUGUGAUGCUCAUUGCUUAAUAUUCACGAUUCCAUUAUUUAAAAAAAACAUUUCAAUCCUGAUGUGCUUUUGCUCAAACAUGUAGUAAAGUAUAAAAUGCAGCUUUGUCGUUUACUGUACUCACCUCUGUGUGUCUUAUACAUGAGGGAUGAGGUAUUCGCCGUGCUGUAAUACUUUACAGCUGUGCAUGUGUCACAAGGCCGCUCUGCAUGGUGAUGGGAAUGAAUAAUAGAGUUUUGAGAGCUACACUUUAGAGUCAAAUAGGAGAAACGGGAAUUCUGUCUAAUGGAUUCUCAUCAGGAUCUGGUUGUUUUGAGUACAUUUUGAGUUAUCUAAUUUUUUGUGUCUAAAAAAAUACCUGAUUGAUCAUUAUUAUCUGUUUUGAAGAGUUGUGAAGUAUUUUUUUUUUAUGCCAUAAAAUGCACCCUGUUAGUUGUCAAGUCAGUUUAACUCAUAUAGCCCAAAAUCACAAAUCAAAAAUUUAGAUCAUUGGACUUUACAAUCUGUGCAGCUUAGAAAAUCCUGUGUUCGUAGACCUUCGGUUUGUAUAAGGAGAAAAAUGGCUCCCAAAAAACUUUUACUGUAACAGGAAAAAAAAAAAAGUGAAGAGA